Molecule: messenger RNA, 2571 nt
Organism: Chara braunii
Lineage: Eukaryota; Viridiplantae; Streptophyta; Charophyceae; Charales; Characeae
Source: the annotation of a GenBank genome assembly
GCGCAGCGGGGAGAGGAAAGUGGAGCGGGGGAGACGCUGCGAGAAGAGUGUCAAUCUACCACAAGGGCGGCUCCGGUGCAGCAAACAACCAUCAUGAGAUGGGUGGACAACGCAGCUCAAAAGAAGUUGGACAUUGCAUGGGCAGAGGCAAUGUUCUGGGCGGGAAUCGCGUUCAAUUUUUUGAACUUCGACACCACUCUCAAACUAAAUGAGGUGUAUUUGGAGGUUGCUAGCGCACGACCAAAGGUGAAAUUGCCUUCUGCAAAGCACAUCCGGACGGUGAUGCUCGACUUCAUCUUUUUGCACAUUCAAAAUCAAGUGCAGCCUCUGACUGCAUGUUGGGAUGUCACGGGCUGCACUUUCAUCACAAACGGGUCGACCGAUCAGAGGGGAAGACCUGUCAUGAAUUUCUUGGCGGCGGGGGAGCAAGGAGAGGUGCUGGUGGCAACAGUGUCGAUGGAUGGAAAGAAGAAGACCGGACCAGCACUGGCCAAACUUUGGGAGAAGAUAAUGAGGGAGAUCGGGCUGCAAUGCAUCAAUGCAAUUUGCACCGACAAUGCGGAGGUGAACAAGAAGGCCGCGCAGAUUUUGGAGUGGCGCACGAACUUGCAAUCAGACUCGUUCUCAAACACACUUUUCCGCUCGCUGCUACGGGACAUCAACAAGUUCGAUUGGAUCAAGGGCACGGUGAAGCGGAGCCACACCAUUGUCAAGUUUAUACGGAACAAGCACUGCACACAUAGCCUAAUGAUGUCGUUGGACGACUCAUUAUUGCUCUUGCGACCGACCGAGGUCCGUUUUGGGUCGGUCUACAUGAUGAUGGAGCGGUGGUACGAUCGGAGGGCGAUUUUGAAGCAGAUGGUCGAAGGGAGCCUAGUCGGGAGAUGGAAGGCGAUGCGGUGGUCGACGACCAAGCUGCAGUCCAAAGCGGAUCUUGUCUUCUUCACAUCGCGGAGUGAGGGUUGGUGGCCCGAGUUGAAGAAGGUGGUGGCGGUGAUGGAGCCAUUGUAUGUAUUGCUUCGGAGGAUGGACAAGGACGGGACCGCCCCGUCAAACCUUGUGGAGUACGACCGGCUAUUGGAAAGGAUUCUGGCGGAGGUCGUGCUGGCGGGGGAGCAGCGACGUACGGUGCUCGAGAAGGUGAGGGACCGCAUGAAGAUGAUGCGGCAACCGGGACACGCCUUGGCUUUUCUUCUCGACCCGCGGAGGAGAGAGCCGAAGUGGUUGUUGGACCGGGACAUCGCACUUGUGCAGAAUGCAUUCUCGCCAUCGGAGUGGUGGGCAACUCAUGUCGGCGAUGUGCCGGAGCUGCAGGCCAUUGCCAUGAAAGUAAUGGGCAUGUGUAGCACGGUGACUCCGGCGGAGCGGAAUUGGUCUUCGAUGGACUUGGUCCACUCGAAGCGGCGGAAUCAGUUGAACCCCUCAACCUUGGAGAAGUUGGUGUAUAUUCACUGGAAUAUACAGCUGCUGCACUCCGAGAAAAACUUGAAGGACGUCGGCUACAUCGACUUGUGGGCACAGUUCUUCGAGUCUCUUCCGGAGCCUGAGGCGGACGAUCGUUAUAUUUUGAAGGACCCGGUGGAGGAGAAGGACAAGACGGAGGAGGAGCUGGUGCAGGAACGGGCCUUCAUCAAGACACCAAAGGGUCGGAUUCUGAAGAGCCUCGAAGACGAGGAGGAGGAGGAGGACUGCACCGAUGACAACGACCUUGACGACGAGGUGUGGAAGGGGAAGACUUCAUGGUCGGAAGCAUCUAGCGAAGGGGAAGUUGAUGAGUCAUCGGACGAUGACUUUGAGUUGGAAAUCCCGUCGUCAAUCCCGUGCACUACAUAUGUCGGGAGGAGGGAAGCAGCACAGCGCCGUCGAGAACGGCCACCCACAACACCAUCUCAAUGCAUGGCGAACACCACAGCGCAUUACAGCAUCCAAUCGGAUAUCGAGGUACCACAGACUGACACCGACAUGGAGAUGACGCUUCACCGCAGUCCAAUCAACACAGAUGAGGAGGAGGCCGACCGUGCAAAGGCAUGGGCUGAUGCGGAUCAAGAACGGGUGCAAAGGAGAAUGAGGGAGGAGGAGGAGCGACGCGCAACGAUACCAACCCGUAGAGAAUUGGAGAAACUGAAGAAGAAGGUUGGAGAGCAAGAAUCGGAGCCAGUGGGGAAUACGGGCCCGCUAGAGGAGGAGAAAGACGAGGCGAUGGGCCAGCGAGAGGAGGAGGCAGAACACGAGAUUGGCCAGCCACGGGAGGAAGAAGAAAAGAUGGAGGAGCAAGAGGAGGGAGAAGAAGAGGCUGGCAUGGAACAGCAAGAAGAGGAGGAAGAGGAGGGAGAAGAAGAGGCUGGCAUGGAGCAACGAGAGGAGAUGGAACAGGAGCAAGGGGAGUGCACAAAACAGCAAGAAGAGGAGCUGGAGAGGAGCAGCAACAAAAAAAGACGGCGAACAUCGAGGAGAAGGAGCAGCAGCAUGCACCGAUGACCGUGUACAAGCGUCGGAAGCAAACUGUGGAGGCUGCUGGCUCACCGAAAAAUUCCCCCGAUUUCCCAGCCAGCAACGCGGAAGCCCAACACG